Molecule: messenger RNA, 1265 nt
Organism: Ostrea edulis (European flat oyster)
Lineage: Eukaryota; Metazoa; Mollusca; Bivalvia; Ostreida; Ostreidae
Product: protein MEMO1-like
Exons: 8
Coding region: 129-1019 (296 amino acids)
Source: RefSeq, a predicted model, not a curated record
AUACACGUUAUUGCAAUUGAAUUUUGGGGAAUUUUUUUGGUAAACAAAGACUUGUCUGUAAGUUGUCACUUGAAAGAGCGGUAUAGAGUAAAUAAAUUUGUAAAUAAUUCAUUAUCAUAGGGGUUAAUAUGUCAAAAGUUAGGCGGGCUACCCAUGCAGGGAGUUGGUACACGAACGACGGAAGGGAGUUAAGCAAUCAGUUGGAUGAGUGGUUGUCAAAGGCUAAUCCUUCAUAUUCCCCUGCGAGAGCCAUUAUUGCUCCUCAUGCAGGAUAUGUGUACUGUGGGGCCUGUGGUGGCCACGCCUACCGACAGAUCGAUCCCACCACCAUUAAGAGAGUCUUUGUUCUUGGACCUUCUCAUCAUGUCCGUUUGUCUGGUUGUGCCCUCACAGAAACUUCACACUAUCAAACACCAUUGUAUGAUCUGAUAAUAGACCAGAAAGUAAAUGAAGAGUUAAAUGCCACAAAAGCUUUUGAGAAAAUGAAGUUGAGUACAGAUGAAGAUGAACAUAGCAUAGAGAUGCAUUUACCGUACAUUGCCAAGGUCAUGGAGAGUCGGCGUGGCCACUUCACCGUGGUACCAGUUUUGGUUGGUUCUCUGUCAUCUGAUAAAGAGAAACUGUAUGGGUCUAUAUUUAGCCAAUAUUUAGCCGAUCCUGCCAAUUUCUUUGUGAUAUCCUCUGACUUCUGUCACUGGGGACAACGAUUCCGUUACACAUUCUAUGAUAAAUCUUGUGGAGACAUCUGGCAAUCCAUUGAGGCCUUAGAUAAAAUGGGAAUGGAGGCUAUAGAACAGAUGGAUCCUGUUAAAUUUUCUCAAUACUUGAAAAAUUAUGAAAACACUAUAUGUGGUCGGUAUCCCAUAGGUGUUCUGUUAAAUGCAAUUGAUUCUCUGCGACGAAAUGGAAAUGGACACAGAAUGUCAUUUAAAUUCCUGAACUACGCUCAGUCCAGUCGCUGCAAAAAGAUGAGUGAUUCCUCGGUCAGUUACGCAGCAGGUGCUCUUCUAAUGCAGUAAUCUCCAUGGUAACAGCAUCAAUGGACUAAUAAUAUACUUAAAUUUUUGAUAUGCUAUAUCUUUGGUUAACGCGAGAAUCCACUGUCACAAUUUAGACACACUUGGUAUUGUAUCUCUUGAGUUGGUUGAAUUUUGAUUUAUAAUCAUGUAUACAAAUGUAUUUGCUGCAUGUGAAAGAUGAAUUGCAGUUACUGUGAAGUUGCCUUCUUUUGUAUGAAAUGAAAUGCAUUAAAACUCGGUUUCUUA